AUGGCCGGCAAAGGGAAGAAAAAGAAAUCGAAAAACGGCAGUAAAAACAGCGAUCCCAAGGACAAAAAGAAAAAGGCGGGAAAACCGAAGAAAAGCGGAGGUCGCAGAGGAAAAUCUAAGGGAGCCAGAUGCAACGUGGACAUUUUCACCGAGGCUGCAAUGGAAAACGCUUACACCACAUGCCACAAUAUCCAGGAUCUGCUGAAAUGGAGAGGGUUUCCGUGGCCUGAUGCCCAGAAGAAAAAGAAGGGGAAAAAGUAG
Molecule: messenger RNA, 261 nt
Organism: Phaedon cochleariae (mustard beetle)
Lineage: Eukaryota; Metazoa; Arthropoda; Insecta; Coleoptera; Chrysomelidae
Source: the annotation of a GenBank genome assembly